Molecule: messenger RNA, 654 nt
Organism: Vespa crabro (European hornet)
Lineage: Eukaryota; Metazoa; Arthropoda; Insecta; Hymenoptera; Vespidae
Product: putative gustatory receptor 28b
Exons: 5
Coding region: 1-654 (217 amino acids)
Biological process (GO): sensory perception of taste
Cellular component (GO): neuronal cell body; dendrite; membrane
Source: RefSeq, a predicted model, not a curated record
AUGUUAACGACUACUAUUGAUUCGCCACAACAUAAAAGAGUUCUUCGAAGGAAGAAUAUUAGAAAGGAUAAGCAUGCAUCAAAUGAUAUUCGUAAAACGUAUAAAUUGGACGAAAACGUUAUAAGGAUAAAAAAAGCGAAGGAGAUACAUCUGGAAAUAAUCAAGUGUGCUAGGAAUAUAAACGAUGCUUAUAGUUUACAUAUUUUAUUGUCUACAUUAGCAUCUUUAAUUUUAAUCACCAUUACAUCUUACAAUCUGUUUCGUUUCUUAAUUUCUACGAACCACGGUGAAAAACUGAUAACUUUCAACUUUUUAUAUUGGAUUUCUCAUUUUGCGAUCAAGAUCGCUAUAGUAAGUUAUGAAUUAUUGAUGUUAUAUCUUAUUUCUUUACAUGCGAUAAACACCGGAGAUAUUCUUUGUGAAUUGUACGAACCGUCAACCAGUAACGAAUUUCGUGUAGAGAUUAGUGAUUUCACUCUACAGCUUAUUCAAAACCCACUGAUUUUUAGGAUUAAUGGCUUUUUUGAUAUAGACCAUACAUUGAUACGUAAUUUGAUCGGUAUCAUUACAACUUACAUCGUUAUUCUCAUUCAAGUUGGGGACGUACCACAAAUUUUAAUUAAAAAUUCAACGUUAUCAACUAAUAAUGAUUGA